Molecule: messenger RNA, 1642 nt
Organism: Trichosurus vulpecula (common brushtail)
Lineage: Eukaryota; Metazoa; Chordata; Mammalia; Diprotodontia; Phalangeridae
Gene: ARG1
Product: arginase 1
Exons: 8
Coding region: 92-1039 (315 amino acids)
Cellular component (GO): cytosol; nucleus; cytoplasm
Molecular function (GO): manganese ion binding; arginase activity
Source: RefSeq, a predicted model, not a curated record
AGUGCCCUCUGUCACUCAGAGCUGCAGCUGGCACGGGGAGAACUACCUGUCUGUCCCUUUGGAAUACAGAUAAGAGGAGGAUCAGGACAGCAUGAGUUCCAAGCCAAAGUCAGUGGGGAUCAUCGGAGCUCCUUUCUCAAAAGGACAGCCACGAGGAGGGGUAGAAGAAGGCCCUGCAGCACUGAGAAAUGCUGGCCUCACUGAAAAACUUAAGGAACAAGAGUGUGAUGUGAAAGAUUAUGGGAACUUGGUCUUUGCUGAUGUGCCUAAUGACACCCCCUUUCAAAUUGUGAAGAAUCCAAGAACUGUGGGCAAAGCUAAUGAGCAUCUGGCUGGAGUGGUAGCCGAAGUGAAGAAGAAUGGGAGAACCAGCUUGGUACUUGGCGGGGAUCACAGUUUGGCGAUUGGAAGUAUCUCCGGCCAUGCCAAAGUUCAUCCUGAUCUCUGUGUCAUUUGGGUAGAUGCACAUAGUGAUAUCAACACUCCUCUGACAACCCUAAGUGGCAACUUACAUGGACAGCCUGUGUCUUUCCUUCUGAAAGAACUAAAGGGACAGAUCCCUGAUAUUCCAGGAUUCUCUUGGGUGACACCCUGCUUAUCAGCUAAGGACAUUGUAUAUAUUGGGUUGAGAGAUGUGGAUCCUGGUGAACAUCGCAUCCUUAAAGAUCUGGGUAUUAAAUUUUUUUCAAUGACUGAAGUGGAUAAGCUUGGAAUUGCCAAGGUGAUGGAAGAAACACUAAGUUACUUAAUAGGAAGGAAGAAAAGACCAAUUCAUCUGAGUUAUGAUGUAGAUGGGUUGGAUCCAUCUCUGACACCGGCUACCGGCACACCCGUCCCUGGAGGUCUAACUUACAGAGAAGGUCUCUAUAUCACAGAAGAAAUCUGUAAAACAGGGCUCCUCUCGGGAUUAGACAUAAUGGAAGUCAAUCCAUCCCUUGGAAAAACACCGGACGAAGUAAACCGGACAGUGAAUACUGCUGUUGCAUUAGUUUUGUCCUGCUUUGGAGUAGCUCGAGAGGGCAAUCACAGAGCCAAUUGACUGUAAAUAAGUCUGAAUAAUUCUGAAAAGGAACUGGGGGGGGAUAGGUAGGGGGUGGGCAGAGAAUUGAUUAAGAUUCAAUGCUGGCUAACAAUGAGCAACUCUAAAAAUUGCGCUUAAGCUUACACUUUCCCCAAAGCCUUUUGCCAAUAGGUAGAUAAUCCCUUCUUUAGUGUGAAAUCAAAGUAUUUUUGUUUGCCCUUUAGCUGUAAUCAAGGGAAAAGACUUAUAGUGACCUUGGGGAAGAGAUAUGUAAACUUGAGGCUAACUCAUUAAUUUGUUACAACAAACAUGUAUGUAGUGAAAACCAGUAACAGGAAGCAAAUAUUAUGUGUGCCUGUACUGGAAAUAUAUGCUAGAGACUAAACAGGUUACAGCAAGGAUCAUAUUCAUUCAUCUGAGUUUUUAGUUCUUUUUAUAGGGAAGAAUAGCUUCAAUAAGACCUAUGCCUUCCCAUUCUUCCACCAAUAACACUGGAGAUUUAUUUUUAUAUGAGAAAUAUUUGCCUGAAUAAUUUAAAGUCUGUGAAGGGGAAAUGCCUUGUUAUGAAGUUUCUUUCUUCUAAAAUGUCUGACUACUAAUAAAAACACUUGGUCAAAUUUA